CUGAUUUUUUUUCCUUCUUUCUUCUUCCUCAGCUGCGCGUUCUGCUCUUCUUUUUCUCCCCUGCACCGAACAAGAAACCCAGCCAAGCCCGACAACACCCUUUGAGAAACAGUAAAAAGCUCGAUCUUUUUCCCUUCUUUUCUUGUUCAAGAACAAGAUUUAAAACUUAGAAAUCUUCCCCUCUGCAGAAAUUUCCAGAUCUGCUCUGCUCUACUCUAUUCCUUCCGUUUGCUGCUCUGCUAUGUGUGUGGGUGUGAAUUUUCCAAAAUUUCGAUCCCUUGAAAUUCUCCUUCAUUCCCGUCAGCUUCCCCCAAACUGCAGUUUCGAUUUUGCUUGCUGAAAUUCUGGUUCUUGAUUGUUCUGUCACCCUAGCACUUGGAGUGAGUUUUCUGUGUUAUGUGACUGAGGUAAGUAAAAGUAUGGUAAUGCCUUUGGAUUUAAGAUAAAGGUUUUUGAAAGCAUAUUUUUGAUGGUUUUUGAAAUGGUGACGGGACUAAACAUGUUUUACACAAACAUGAGCAUGAUUGGUUUCAAAUGAAAUUAUUAUCAUUUUCACUGAGUUAAGCAUGCUUACUUGGAGUUUACUUAACUGCCCUGAUGAUCUGAAAAUUAUUUAUAAAUUAUGAUUUUUCUGUUAAAUUUUGCCUGGUUUUGUCUCUAAUAUAGUCAUGAUUACUGACGCUUGCUAGUAGGAGUUUGCAAAUGCUAGUACAUGUCGACAUGUAUAUCGAUAGGACCGGUUCAUUUUGUAAUCCUAUCAAUGGGAUAAUACAUUGGUUAUUACUGACACCUGCCAGUGGGAGUUUGUUAAACACUGGCCAUGACUUAUAGAUGAGACUACUACUAAAUCUUAUUCUGCAUUAACGGUUCAUCAUUGAACGCUUUGUUAUGUUAAAUUGUUUAUCAGACAUGCUUAAAUUUUACUUGUGAGCUAUCCAUAUUUUUACUUACUGAGAUAUUUUAUCUCAUAGUUUUCCUUGUUCAUCAUUUCAGGUAGUGAGAUUCGAGGCACGGUUAACCAGGGGGAGUGACGAGCUAGAAGGCUAGUCAAUAUUUUGGACUUAGAUCCUUUUUGGGAUUAGGCCGUUAGCCACACAUGCUUGUCAUAGAUAUGAAAUGAUAAAUCAAUCGGUUUUUUUUUUUUUUUUUUGUAUAUUGAGUUUUCCUUGGUUAUAGUCAUGACUGUUUUAUAAACUUUUGUACAUCUGGAUUAGUAAAUUUUUGGUAAUUGA
Rubroshorea leprosula is the source of this 1232-nucleotide messenger RNA. NCBI's taxonomy places the organism in Eukaryota, Viridiplantae, Streptophyta, Magnoliopsida, Malvales, Dipterocarpaceae. The record is from the annotation of a GenBank genome assembly.